Molecule: messenger RNA, 2261 nt
Organism: Anopheles moucheti
Lineage: Eukaryota; Metazoa; Arthropoda; Insecta; Diptera; Culicidae
Gene: shd
Product: ecdysone 20-monooxygenase
Exons: 8
Coding region: 13-1710 (565 amino acids)
Molecular function (GO): oxidoreductase activity, acting on paired donors, with incorporation or reduction of molecular oxygen; iron ion binding; heme binding
Source: RefSeq, a predicted model, not a curated record
GUGGUGGCACAAAUGGAUUGCGUCGGAUCCGAUACCGAGAUGAUGGACAUCUCCAGCCCGUACGAUCGCACCAUGUCGGUCACGAUAGUGCUGUUCUACACGUUCGUCACGCUGUUUAUGUUUCUGUCCUACAACCCGAAGCCGAAGAAGAUCAUCGAAUCGAUCCGAAGCUUCCUGCUGCAUCUGCUCCACCAGCACACCGGUGACGAGGGUGGCGGACUGCCCACACCGACGGCGGCUUGCGCCACCCCGCCCGAGCCGGACGAGUGUCUGCCGAAGGUGAGAUCGAUCUGGGACAUACCAGGACCAAGGCGUUUGCCCUUGAUCGGUACCAAAUGGCGAUACUUUCUCGGUCGGCAGCGGUACGCCAAGGUGCACGAAACGUUCGCCGAGAUGCAUCGGCGCUACGGUUCAAUCAUGCUCGACGUUGACACGGUCCCGAUCGUGAAUCUGUUCGAUCGUGCCGACAUGGAGAAGGUGCUCAAGUACCCGAGCCGCUAUCCCUUCCGGCCACCGACGGAAAUUGUCGAGGUGUAUCGAAGCAGCCGACCGGACCGGUUCGGGGUGACCAAUCUGAUUAAUGCGCAGGGCGAAAAGUGGCACGAACUGCGCAUGAAGCUCACGACGGGAAUCACCUCCAGACGCAUCUUGCAAUCCUUCAUACCAUCCGUCAAUGAGAUAUGUGAUGACUUUGUGGAGUUGGUGCGCCACCAGCGGACAGAGGACGGCACGAUCCGGAACUUCCAGGAUAUAGCAAACUCCGUUGGGCUAGAGAUUAUCUGCUGUCUGGUGUUGGGACGGCGAAUGGGCUACCUGACGACAAAUAGACAGAACGAAAAAUUUAUGCGCCUUGCCGAAGCCGUCAAGGAGUCGUUCGUUUACAUCGGUGAGAGCUACUACGGGUUUAAGCUGUGGAAGUACGUUCCGACGCGACUCUACCGUAACUUUGUGCGUUGUGAAGAAAUCAUCUACGAUACCAUCGCAGAGAUUGUAUACGAGGCGCUGGAGGAAGAACAGCUCAACUGUCCCGACAACGACGUGAAGCACAUCUUCAUCAGCAUACUCCAAACGGAAGGGCUGGAUACGAAGGAGAAGAUAUCCGGCAUUAUUGACCUCAUUACCAGUGCCAUAGAAACGCUUUCCAACACACUCUCCUUUUUGCUGCACAACCUCAGCCAGUCGCUCCAGCAUCAGCGUGAGAUUGCGCAAGAAUUUAGCCACUGUGUGCAGAACAUCACCAACGAUGAUCUUGUGAAUGCUCGCUUCACCAAGGCAUGCAUCCAGGAGUCGUACCGCCUGUCACCCACUACGCCCUGCUUGGCGCGAAUUCUUGAGGAAGACUUCCAGCUCUCCGGCUAUCAUCUGCAGGCGGGAACACUCGUGCUGUGCCAUACGCGCGUUGCCUGUCAAAGUGAGGACAACUUCCAUCAUGCAGAUCGCUUCCUGCCGGAUCGUUGGCUCGAGCAGCGGGAUGAAAACCACAACGUCGUGAACAAGCGACCGGAACCGGGUGCAUCGAUUGUCCUGCCCUUUGGCAUCGGUCGCCGAAUGUGUCCCGGGCAGAAGGUUAUCGACAUCGAGUUGACACUGCUGGUGGCAAAGAUAUUCCAAAACUUCGAGAUCGAUUAUCGCAGUCCCCUCGAUACACAGUUCCAGUUCCUGUUGGCACCACGCACACCGAUAGAGAUUAGGUUCCGGGAUCGAACGUAAAGAGUCCGAUAGCGCUUUGCGGAAGUGGACGUGCAGUACAGCAACGAAAUUUCACACGCACCGCAACCGGAACACACGUAACACAUUCGCUACUACCUCGUACACAAGUUCGGUACAAUACGAAGAGGGUGAGGGUCUAGGCGCAUUGCCCUGAAGCAGGAAACCUCGGGAAGGGCCCGGUAGAUGGGUUCGUCAUACGUACGAUUAGAAUCAUAUUGAUUAGAUCGCAUUGCGAUAUGAACUACCUUGAAUAGAACUGAUAUCAUAUGAAUUCCGUUUCCUAGAGAUAGAGAAGAGUAGCAACAGGUGAACUGCAUAUCGGAACACACACUGUGAAAGACUAACUAUAGAGACUGUAGCUAUAUACUAUAUCGUUCAUCGCUUAGCAGGAGCAACGCCGAAGCUCCAUUAUUUGCAUAGUAAAGCGCUCCUCUUUGCCUGGCGAACAGGAGCUCGCUUUACCGUAGUUCGUUAGUGUACCGACUGCAGAAUUGGUACAGAGCGGUUCGCCCUUUUUUGCGACCGAAGAUGCAUUAUUUAUUACGUAUAUA